AUGCCUUCUUACCUGAUUACCGGAACUUCUCGAGGACUCGGAUUUGAAUUCGUUCGCCAGCUGUCCGCUGACCCCAACAACACCGUCAUUGGAUUUGCCCGCAACAAGCAAGCGACCGAGGAAAAGAUUGAGCGAGAGCUGCCCGGCCGAUCCAACAUCCACACAAUUCAGGGAGAAAUUGAGAAGUAUGAGUCUGUCAAGAACCUGAUUGAUGAGACGUCGAAGAUCACAGGUGGUAGUCUCGAUUACAUCAUCGCCAAUGCUGCUUUGCAGUCUGAAUGGUCUGGAUAUAAUCCAAUUGGAGCGCUGGGCUCGGAUCCCGAGAAACUGGAGCAAGAGCUGCUCGACAACUUCAAAAUCAACACAGUUGGAAAUGUUCACCUUUUCAAUCUUGCCAUGCCACUAAUUCGCAAGGGUCAAGCCAAAAAGAUCAUUGGAAUCUCAUCUGGCCAUGCAGAUCCCGAUUUCAUCACCAAUUUCUCGAUUGUUGAUGCUGCACCUUACUCGAUGAGCAAGGGCGCCUUGAACAUUGCAAUUGCCAAGUUCGAUGCUCAGUACAGAAAGGAGGGAAUCUUGUUCAUGGCGAUUUCUCCAGGAGUCGUUGCCACUAAGGACAUGUCGAAUGCCACAGAAGAGCAGUUGAAGGGUUUUGCCGACAUGAUGGCGGCAUUUCAGGUGUACGCGCCAAACUUCACUGGACCAAUCACUCCUGAAGAGUCUGCCCAGCGUGUACUCUCUGUUGUGUACAAGGCUAGUAUCGAGUCUGGCAGCGGUGGCCAGUUUGUUUCGCACUUCGGUACUAAGCAGUGGCUCUAA
Molecule: messenger RNA, 816 nt
Organism: Fusarium pseudograminearum CS3096
Lineage: Eukaryota; Fungi; Ascomycota; Sordariomycetes; Hypocreales; Nectriaceae
Exons: 5
Coding region: 1-816 (271 amino acids)
Molecular function (GO): oxidoreductase activity, acting on the CH-OH group of donors, NAD or NADP as acceptor
Source: RefSeq, a predicted model, not a curated record